AUGAAAAAAGAUUCGAACGGAGAAAGUGGAUUAGGAAACAUCAGCGACUUCAGUUUUGCGAAUUCAACAGAUUCCGAGUGCGACAAGACAGAAGAUGACUUUUCAGAUUUUGAAGAAGAGUUUUAUCUUCAUGGAUACAAGGCUGGAAAUAAUGAAAAGGGAACAUCACUGAAAAUUAUAACAGAAAAAAUCCAGAAAGAAACAUCAAGGAGGAAAAACAAAACCCCACCACUACGAAAAAAGUCACUCGACGAAAUUUUAAGAGAAUUGAAGAGUUGA
Oikopleura dioica is the source of this 279-nucleotide messenger RNA. The record is from the annotation of a GenBank genome assembly. Lineage: Eukaryota; Metazoa; Chordata; Appendicularia; Copelata; Oikopleuridae.